Molecule: messenger RNA, 1179 nt
Organism: Salvelinus namaycush (lake trout)
Lineage: Eukaryota; Metazoa; Chordata; Actinopteri; Salmoniformes; Salmonidae
Product: arf-GAP with dual PH domain-containing protein 1-like
Exons: 9
Coding region: 4-912 (302 amino acids)
Biological process (GO): positive regulation of GTPase activity
Cellular component (GO): plasma membrane; intracellular membrane-bounded organelle
Molecular function (GO): GTPase activator activity; phosphatidylinositol bisphosphate binding
Source: RefSeq, a predicted model, not a curated record
UUUAUGGCGUCCAACGGCAACGAUGCUGCUAAAGCCAAAUAUGAACAGAAGGUGCCUGUUUUCUACUACCGUCCCACACACACAGACUGCCAGCUCCUUCGGGAACAGUGGAUCAGAGCCAGAUACGAGAGGAAGGAGUUUGUGUGUGUGGAGAGACAGGAGCCUUACUCUGCAGGGUACCGAGAGGGGUUUCUAUGGAAACGGGGCCGAGAUAACGGACAGUUCCUGAGCCGAAAAUGUAUUCUGUCAGAGCGGGAUGGUGCUCUGAAGUACUUCAACAAGCAUGAUGCCAGAGAGCCCAAGGCUCUGAUGAAGAUCCACACCCUGAACGCCUCCUUCCAGCCUGGGAAGAUAGGCCAGCCCCACGGCCUGCAGGUCACCUAUCUGAAGGACAACAGCACUAGGAACAUCUUUGUCUACCACAAGGAUGGCAAGGAAAUGGUGGACUGGUUCAACGCCAUCAGAGCAGCCAGAUUUCACUACCUACAGGUCGCUUUCCCUGGGGCCCACCACGCUGAUUUGGUGCCAAAGCUAACACGAAACUACAUCAAGGAAGGCUACAUGGAGAAGACGGGCCCAAAGCACACAGAGGGCUUCAAGAAGAGAUGGUUCACUAUGGAUGACAGGAGACUCAUGUACUUCAAGGGUCCUCUGGAUGCCUAUGCACGCGGUGAGGUGUUCAUUGGUAGUAAGGAGAACAGCUACACUGUGCUCCCUGGCCUUCCCCCAUCCACCCAGGGCUACCACUGGCAGUUUGGCAUCACCAUAGUAACGCCCGACAGGAAGUUCCUGUUUACGUGCGAGACCGAGGAGGAGCAGCAGGAUUGGAUGGCUGCCUUUCAGGGUUUGGUGAAUCGACCUAUGCUGCCCCAGGAAUAUGCAGUGGAGGCCAACUUUAAGCACAAGCCCUGAGAAGAGGAGGACAAUAAGGAAAAAGAGGAAGGCUGAACAUAUCCCCUGGGUGAAGACAGACAAAUAGGAUCCUUCUCCUCCUCAUAAGGAGAAAAAUAUAUAUACAAUUAAGGAUAAACCACACAGAGCAGUAAAAGAGAAGGGAGAGAGGACUACAGAGUGUGGUGUUACUGUCCUGUUGCCAUACUCCUCUACUCCGCCUUACCCCAAAUCCUGCCCAUAUAUAAUGAACAAAAAUAUAAACGCAACAGGCAACAAUUUCAACGA